AUGACGUUAACCGAGAAAGCUAUCAUAUGUGAGAUGGCUGAAGCACUGAAAUCAAAAACGGACCUGCACCUUGGCCUGUACCAUUGCCCGGAAGGAUGGUUUCACCCUCUCUAUCUACAGGACAAGGCCAACAACUUCACCACCUCCAAGUUCGUUGAGGCACAGAUUACCCCCGAGCUGUAUGAGCUUGUGAACAACUACAAGCCCGACAUUGUUUGGUCUGAUGGAGAGUGGGAGGCCCCAGACACCUACUACGGAUCCAAGGAGUUUCUGGCCUGGCUCUAUAAUGACAGCCCAGUGAAGGAUACGGUUGUCACCAAUGACAGAUGGGGAGACGGAGACCAUUGUCAACAUGGGGGAUACUGGACAUGCCAUGACAGGUACAAUCCAGAAGUACUUCAGCCAAGAAAGUGGGAGAAUUCGAUGACAAUUGAUAGGAAAUCCUGGGAAUUCCGCCGAAAAGCUGUCCUGGAUGAUUAUCGGACCAUGAAAGAGAUUAUAGCCAUCCUUGUUGAAACUGUCAGUGUUUUCUUUUACCGCUGUGGAGGGAACCUGCUGAUCAAUGUGGGGCCAACCAAAUAUGGCAUGAUAAGUCCAAUCUUUGAAGAGAGACUGCGUCAGAUGGGAGAGUGGCUGAAGGUGAAUGGGGAGGCCGUAUACGCCUCCAGUCCUUUGCUGGCCCAAAAUGACACAGUCACGCCAGGAGUUUGGUAGGUACUUUAUACAUUCAACGCCUUUGUUGGAUGAGAACGACUCUGUCUCACAUGAGUUUGGAUGUACAUUAUAUAUUCCACACCUUGGCUGGCCCAGAAAUACAGUCACAGCAGACGU
This is a messenger RNA of Haliotis rufescens (red abalone), 831 nucleotides long. Its product is annotated as alpha-L-fucosidase-like. Gene Ontology annotation, biological process: fucose metabolic process; glycoside catabolic process. Gene Ontology annotation, molecular function: alpha-L-fucosidase activity. The coding region runs from base 1 to 714 and encodes 237 amino acids. NCBI's taxonomy places the organism in Eukaryota, Metazoa, Mollusca, Gastropoda, Lepetellida, Haliotidae. The record is from RefSeq and is a predicted model, not a curated record. Gene Ontology annotation, cellular component: lysosome. The transcript has 6 exons.